UCAUCAUUCGACUCAUUAGAAGGAGCGACACACUGACAGGAUGAUUUCAUACACAGAGACAGUGCUGUUUCUAUGUGCUGUCUGUGUAUUACACUGUACCAUUGCAGCUGACCUCGAUCCUUGUGGCACUGUAAAUUUGCUACCUAACAUGGAUAAACGGGGACUGAACGAUACACCGAACGCAAGCCAUCCUAUUGAUGACCGCUACAACAUCCCGGACGGGGGUAGUUGGUACAGAGUAGAGGGCCAACAAAUGCUUACCAACAUAUCGAAUGCACAUAUACAGAUGUGCAGCACUACAUUUCCCAUUUACUUACAAGGAAAUGUACCUAAUAUAGCCGACGGAGUAGUAUCUAGGACAGCGUGUGUCAUCACUUUUGGUAGCGAGUGCAGCCACCCACAGACGAUAAAAAUUAAAGUAUGUCAGGACUUCACAGCGUAUUUCCUUCCACCACCACUUGGUACCGCUUCAGCAUACUGUUUUGUAUCUGAAGACAACAGUCAUCCACCAGCGUAUCCCAUUCCGAAGCCUACGUUGUCUCACAAACUGGUAACAGUUGAUAUAAAGCAAAUACUACAGUUCGUUUGUACAUUCGUACCUUCAACCGAAGACCUUUAUUAUCAAGUAUUUUGGUUCGUCGAUAGUAAACCUACAUACAUCACAAAAUUGGCGCAGAAAACAUCACUGGAUACAUUGGUGUUUGAAGAAAAACAGGGUCAACUAGAAAAGCUUGGAAUUAAUGUUGCGUGCUCUGUUCGUGCUAAGAAUAAACCAGGUGGUGUACCCGGUCAUAUGUCACAGACGAGUGAACAAUUCUUCGCUGGAAUAACUGUAAGAACGCCGACGGUAACUGUUUAUCGCGGUAAAGCACACCAUGGCCACUCGUACAUCGUAUUAAAACCGACAGUUCCCAUCGGUUGUCCUAUGCUCCCGAAUCUGAGGUGUUUUGUUACAGUCGAGGUGAGCAUUCCACACCAAUAUCAACACUGCACGGGAAACAUCGGUGCGGUACAGCCAGGUGGAAAUCACGGCUGUGGCGUCAAUAUUCACCACGACGAAUGGGACCGUGAACAUAGACUUGAAGUGUUUUGGGAUGAUAACCAGGCCUACAGUAUACAAGCCGCUAAUUACAGAGUCAGUUUGAGUACCACAACGAAUGACUUUCGUCCCAUUUGGGGCGAAAUGAGCCUCUCUGAUGUCAAUGUUCAAGUUGAAGACGAAACGCACAUAUGGAAAGGAAAGGAAUGCCACGCUAUCUGUGAUCCGCAUAUGAGAACAUUUGAUGACCGGUAUUAUGAUAAUCAGAACCCCGGUACGUUUAUACUGUAUGAACAUGAUGAUUCCUCACGAAAAAUGCAGGUACAAAUGAAAGUAACGUUUUGUAACCAUCCGUUACAAGUUUUUUGUGUUUGCGCCAUCGCUGUGAGAGCUGGAGGAGAUGUCUUUGUCAUCGACCGGUGCCCGGGGAUAUACCGCCCUAUUUUUGAGUUUCGCUCUUGUGAAGACCACAUCCUGGAUGUCAGAAAAAUCAAUGAGAACAACUAUAAGAUUUACCUGCCGAGUGGUGCCUAUCUGAACGCCAACCUUCGACACUACACUGGGAAAGACGUAAUGGACCUACACAUGUAUCCGUCUACUGCGGACACUGGCCACACCAGGGGACUCUGUGGCACUCUAAAUGAAAAUAAAGACGACGAUUUUCAAACUGCAGACGGACGAAGAACUAACGAUAAAAAUACAUUUUCAAAGUCUUGGAGAUUUCUGAAUCACAGUAGAACGCGAGUAAGGUGCAAAGUGAAAAUUCCGCUUACUUUUGUUGUCUUCAACAUGUCAUAUGGGCUGAUUUAUUACCAUCAUUUUACCAAUAGAGUCCAAGAUGGGGAUAAUCUUAUCACUAUGGAUUCGGAUUCUUUGAAUAAGUUGGAUGCCUGGAAUAAAACAGUACAGUUCUGCACAUGCAACGCACCCACCCAAAUAGACGAACCCGUACAGAACAUCACCUGCUCCCAGAGUACCGUAGCAACGUGUGUGAAGAAAGACGAAGUGUCUGUGAAAAAGCAGCAGCGAUGUAGAGUGAAGACCACCAGAGGACUACGUAAAAGAUCAGUGAUGACGUCACCGGGACAUAUCAGCAGACGAAGGAGGGAAGCAACUGGUAAUUGGAACAAUACCGCAGCCAGUACAUUUUGUGAGGACUUUGUUAAACGCUCGUCGUCGUUCGAGGCUUGCUCCAACGACGUGUCAGUAACUGACCCACAGUCAUCAAUAGACACGUGUGUUCUUGACAUAAUGGCCACCCACACAACGAUGUGGGCCACCUCCGCUAGGGAAUCCUUAAAAUCCGUCUGUCUGAAGGAACUGAAACAGAACACCACGUACCAGGAAGAGGACUCGCCCGACAGGCCUUCCAUUGCCCAGCAAAUUAAAGAGAUCACGUGUCCUAACGAGUGUAGUGGACAUGGGCAGUGUGACAACGGAACCUGCAUUUGUAAUCCUAAUUUUGGAGCCGCUGACUGUUCCAUUGACGUACGUGUACCUCCUCAUAUAUAUGGCGUUAACAUGGACUCCAACGGUACUUGUGACAUCCGGACUUGUGACUCGGCUAUUGUUGAAGGGGAGACGUUUGUAGACUUUGGCAACCUUACCUGUCAUUAUCAACUCUUUGAGAUAAAUAUUAAUGGUACUGAGGAGUUUUUUAUGAACAUGACAUCCCGCGGACAGUUCAACACGCUGGUUGAGGUGUUCUGUCCCCUGCCAGACCUAUGGAGUGCACGUGAUACAGACCGUUCAUCUGACCUGUCUUCAUUCCGCCCGGUCCCCUUUGUCUAUCGGUGGUCAGUUGGUGUCAGUAAUGACGGCGAACACUUUGGAGAAGUCACUGACCUGAUAGUUUACAACUCAGAAUGUCAGCUUAUAGGAGAGAUUGAUGACUUGAUACUGGGAUUGGAGGACGAGUAUUGCUUUGUUAGGGGCACAUGCGCACGAGACGGGGUAACAGACGCAUCUGACCAGUGUUCCGUGUGUAAGCUUGAUGCAACACGAUUCGACUGGAGUACGAAUAACGAUUAUUGCCAGAUCGCUGAUCUUUGUGUGGCCAAUAACUCCGUGGAUACACAAAACAACUGCUCCAUCUGCAACGUCGCUAUAUCUACUGAUUCAUGGAGUCAUAAUCCAGAUUACUGUUUAGUGGACGAGGGGUGUAUUCCCGAUGGGUUUCACAAAAAUGCGUCCUCCUGUCUGACUUGUGAUACCUUCCGGAACGUCAAUGAAUGGUCGCCGUUCCAAGGCUACUGUAUGAUCGAUGACACAUGUGUUGCUGAUAACGUUACUAAGGAAGGAGAUGCCUGUGCAGUGUGUAACGUCAUACUUUCUACUUCGGCAUGGAGCGGAAAUACAGGAUACUGUAUAAUAGACGGCGUCUGUGUCACAACUGGUACUAGCAAUUCAAAUACGACAUGUCUAAAAUGUGACGUCACACAUUUGUCGAAUGACUGGACCCUUAUGCCCGGAUACUGUCUCAUUGAUGAGACGUGUGUUGCUGAUAACGUGACCAAAGAAGGAGACGAGUGUUCCGUGUGUAACAUCAGAAUGUCUCAUUCGACUUGGAGCGAAAAUACAGGAUACUGUAUAAUAGAUGGAUCCUGUGUCCCCCACAGUACCAACAAAUCUCACGUAAUAUGUCUUGAAUGUGACGUCACACAAUCGUCGAAUGCCUGGACACUUAAAUCUGGCUACUGUCUGAUCGAUGGCAUAUGUGUUACUAAUAACGUGGCUAAGGAAGGAGAUGACUGUUCAGUUUGUGACGUCAGUCUGUCUAACUCGACUUGGAGCGGAAAUACAGGCUUUUGUAGAAUAAACGGGACAUGUAUUCGCCAUAACUCGCCGUCUGAUAGUGAGACAUGUUUGACGUGUGAUGUACGACAGUCACGUGAUCAAUGGACAAGGACCUGUGGCAAAACAGUACAAACGACCAUUGUAAUACCAGCCACAUCAGAAGAGAACAAAACCCCAGGAGUGCAAUACCAUCAAACCACGGAAAGUGGUGACACUCCAAGCACAACACAUGACCUUCAACCAACAACACCUAAUGACAUUUUCCCCACAACUGAUGAUGCCGUUCCCCAUACCACAUCCGACACUUCAAACAACAUAGGAAACGGAGGUGGAGAUGCAAACAAAGGAAAGGUUGGACAAGGGAAAGCCCCAUCACGAGCCUGGAUAGCAGGGCCUGUUAUUGGAGUAUUUGUCGUCGCAAUGGUGAUAGGUGCAAUACUGCUUCGGAAAAACAUUAGAAAAACGGAAACCAACUACCAAGUCAGUUAUGUAGCGUCAAACUCAAACCCAGAAUGAUAUAGCAAUUCCUGGAUUAAAACUGGAUUAUGGCUGCCGAACUGUGAACAUAUUCAUCAUAAGCAACGCAAUGCAUCUCAUUAUGAACUGGGUACGUUGGUCAUCUUAUAGACUACACAAUCGAUCCAGGAAAAAUGAAUAUACAAAAGAUUUGUCCGAUUGUAUGUUAAUGUAAUAUACUUAACAUAUACACAAGCUGUUGAAAAAAAUGUAUAUUUAUAUUUUGAUUAUUGUAUCUUUAUUAUCUUUCAGUAAAGUCCUAUACAGUAUACUUUUCUUUUCAGAAAUAUGUUAUCAAAGCUAUAGUAAUGUCGGAAAAUACAGUUUGUAAUGGAACGUUUUAGGUUCUGGUAGUGAUACAGGGAUCCUUAAGUAACCUCAGGCUACCAAGGUGUUUGUAAUUCAUUGCAUCAAAAUGUCUAUAUGUUACAGUACUGAAGUAUGACUACAAUAAUUAUUAAUCAUUUAUCAAAAAACAGAGUUUUUAUUUCAAUGUAAUUUAUUGUUUCCAUAUGAACUAUUCACAUCCACGCUAAGCCUAUUACUUUAACGUUUUAGCUUUUUUUCUUUUUUUCUUUUUUUAUAAAUGUUGCUAUCGGUAGAAUAUUUAUACCGUAUUAUAUCAAUUUCAACAUUUCUACCUCGCUAAUACUAUUAUGGUUAUCAAUUCAAAAGUUAGUUGGUUUUUAGUGACAACAAGUAACAACUAUGUUUUAUAACGGACCGUUCAUAACGAGUGGAUUUUAAGCCAAUCAAAACUCUUUGCAGAUGUCGUAAGCGGUCUCUACAGUAAGCUCUGACGGCCUUUACUUUAUAUCAAAAUGUGUAUUACUUGAUUCAAGGUCACCCUUGUGUUAUGACCUAUUGACGUUUUAAAUUGAUGAUUUUUUAAACUCUACAUCCUUUCUCUGAAAUGUUCCAUAGGCGUGUUGCAGACAUGCAGUGGUACACUGUAUUGGUUUAUUUGAUGAUGGUUUAAAAAAUAUUAUUACUACCUGUUGAUAUAUAUGUAAAAAAAGAAAUAUGGAAUGUGUGACGACGUGUUGAACUUGAUUCACUGCUAACUUACUGAUGGACAACAAAGGGUAUUAAUAGAUGGUUAUAGGUCAUACCCCAAGGCUCGGUUUUCGGGCCUUAAUUAUUUUAAAUAUGUAUUAAUGACCUAGAAGAUAAACUCCACUCCCAUGUCAAACUCUUUGCUGAUGACACUUCUCUUUACGUUUUGAUAGAUGGUGAUAACCCUAAGUGUGACUGUGGUUAUAUUAUUAAAGAUGCAAAUCACUUCUUCCUCAAUUGCCCGAAAUAUAUAGAUGAAAGACAAGUUUUAUUCUAUGUGUUAUCUAACUAUAACGAAAUUGAUAAUACUACUACUUUUACAAGGCUGAUAUGAACCUUAGCAGUGAAUCCAAUAAAUGUACUCACUCAUGUGUUCUGGAGUAAAUAGACUAUAGUAAUUGAAAUGUUAAAAUCUAUGACAUUCUAGUUAUUGUUUUCUGUAAACAUGUAUUAAAUGGUUCUAGUAUUCUCCUAUUAAUUUGAACAUACACUACAUCUUCUCUAUAAUAC
This is a messenger RNA of Mizuhopecten yessoensis (Yesso scallop), 5917 nucleotides long. RefSeq names its product von Willebrand factor D and EGF domain-containing protein-like. The coding region runs from base 41 to 4351 and encodes 1436 amino acids. The transcript has 27 exons. The record is from RefSeq and is a predicted model, not a curated record. Lineage: Eukaryota; Metazoa; Mollusca; Bivalvia; Pectinida; Pectinidae.